UAAAUACUACUAGUAGUGUAUAAUCAUUUGUAAGCAGAUUGUCAAUGAUCUUACAAGAUCUUUUGAUUGCAAGAUCACAGGACUUGAGGCUCUCAUUAUUCUCCUCCUUUGAGGUAGUCUUGUGUCUUCAAUGCUUCUAGAAGCUCUCUGAAGUGUGAACAAUGCAUGUGGGCCUCGGCCCAGGGCCCACAAAGGCAGCCACACCGAAGAAGAAGAAGAGACCACUUGCUUGGGCUUGGAGUGAUGGACCCGCUUCCCGCCUAUAAAUUCACGCCGCGGCGGCGACGCUAGGUUUGGCCGCGCCGCAACCGAAGCGCCACCACGCCACGCCGCGCUUGGACCGAUGGCGAGGUCGACCACGCCGACGCCGGCGUCCCCCUCCGUCUGCCGCCGCGUCAGGCUCUCAUCCGGCGCCGGUGCACGCUCGCCGCCGCCGCCCACGCGCCAGCCGAAUGGCGGCGGCCUCCUCCCGUCCGCCUUCCGCGUCGCGCUCCCCCACGCCACGGCCGCCGUCGUGUCGUCGUCGCGCGGCGGCGGCGGCCUCGGCGCGCGCAGCAGGAGGAGGGAGUGCGCGUGCUCGCCCACCACGCACCCGGGCUCCUUCCGGUGCGCGCUGCACCGGGGCGCGGCGUCGCCGUCGCGUCCCUCCGUGGCGGCGGCGUGCGGCGGGCUGCGCGAGGACGCGAGGAGGUCGGCGAUGGCGAACUCGCUGGUGCGCAUCGCGGCGGUGGAGGGCGGCGACCACGUCCGCCGCGCCGUGGCGGCGCUCAUCCGCCCGUCCUCCCACCACCAGCGCCGCCGCGCCGCCUUCCGCCCGCGCCCCAGCCGCCUCUCCGCCAUGUCCGCCGCCGCCGCCGCCUCGUCGCCAUGAGCACAAACCGCGAAUCCGUCACGCCUCCUACGAUCUCAACCAAUGGCAAUUUUGAAUCCUUGUAUGCCCCUGUUUCUCGCCGGAGAUUUUUGUACUGUUCAUAGUAGAGUGCAUCUCAUCUCUUCGUCAAAUCUCAACAUGUUGUUCAUUAUUACUACUAGCAUUAGUAGAACAUUGUGUCAACAAUUUCUUUGUUCUUUAUUAAUUCGAUCCGUGGAUGGAAAUUUAACCAAAAGCCUCC
Molecule: messenger RNA, 1112 nt
Organism: Oryza sativa Japonica Group (Japanese rice)
Lineage: Eukaryota; Viridiplantae; Streptophyta; Magnoliopsida; Poales; Poaceae
Source: RefSeq, a predicted model, not a curated record